Acanthopagrus latus (yellowfin seabream) is the source of this 3195-nucleotide messenger RNA. RefSeq names its product nuclear receptor subfamily 1, group D, member 2a (gene nr1d2a). The transcript is spliced from 8 exons. The record is from RefSeq and is a predicted model, not a curated record. Lineage: Eukaryota; Metazoa; Chordata; Actinopteri; Spariformes; Sparidae. Gene Ontology annotation, molecular function: zinc ion binding; RNA polymerase II cis-regulatory region sequence-specific DNA binding; nuclear receptor activity. Gene Ontology annotation, biological process: positive regulation of transcription by RNA polymerase II; cell differentiation; negative regulation of transcription by RNA polymerase II. Bases 279 to 2081 code for a protein of 600 amino acids.
CUAUUGAGAACAUUCAGUUCUCUUGACUAACCCGCAGUCACACACAACAAGGAAGGAGUUCCUGUGAUUCAGACGUCCGAGCCCGACUCGUCCUCUCGUCUCUGUGAGCUGCACAGUUUACUGUCACCUCCCGGACCAGAAUCCCGAUGUGAGCUUCACCAACGUCGCAACAGAAUCCGCAAGUUUUAGUCUCAGGUGUUUUCGUGACGGCGUCAGAAGUCGUGACAGUUGAGUUUAGUUGUUGGGAGAUUUUAUUCCCCGCUUUUCCUCGAUCGGAGAUGCCUGAGGACAUCGGAACAGCCAAGCCAGGAGGCGUCAUUGCCUAUAUUUCCUCUGGCUCUGCCUCCAGCCCAGAGUCCUGUAUGAGCACCAGCCCCAGCAGCGGCUACCUGUCGACAUCGCCGCCGGUGUCCCGCCCCUCGCUGCCAAGCAGGGCGGUGGGCUUAGUGGUGGAUAUUUCUCCACCAGCCAAGAAUGGCCACCCCCGAAGCCACGGCACGGAGAAGGCUGGUCGCUCCUCCACAUCUGCCAAGAGCAGCAUUACCAAAAUCAACGGCAUGGUGCUGUUGUGCAAGGUGUGCGGUGAUGUGGCCUCUGGCUUCCAUUAUGGCGUCCAUGCCUGUGAGGGCUGCAAGGGCUUCUUCAGGAGAAGCAUCCAGCAGAACAUCCAGUACAAGAAGUGUCUUAAGAUGGAGAACUGCACCAUCAUGAGGAUCAACAGGAACCGCUGCCAGCAGUGUCGGUUCAAGAAGUGUCUGGCUGUUGGCAUGUCCAGAGAUGCUGUCCGAUUUGGCCGCAUACCAAAGCGGGAAAAGCAGAGGAUGCUGCUGGAGAUGCAGAACGCUAUGAACAACAUGAUGAGCAACAACAGCCAGCUGCACAGCAUGCUGCACGGUCACCAGAGCCCGUCACUGCCAAUGGAGACCUUGACCAGCGAUGCCAGCUCGUCGUCCUCCUCUUCCUCCUCCUCUGCUUCCGACUCUCCAUCGUGCUCAAACCCCUCCUCCCCUCAGUGCCCCCAGGACUCGGAGUCCGUGGUGUCCAUGGACACAAACUCCAGCUCUGCCUCCUCCUGCGGCUCAGACAGCGGCGAGGACGAGGCCGUCGUCUCGGUGAGCAGGCAGCACCAAGAUGCCUUCGCCUUCAGCCAGCAGGGCCAGACCUCGCCCUCGCCAGUCGCCCAGGAGACGGGGAGCAACAGUCACAUGGAGGAGCAGCAGGAGAGCUGGAACUGCUGGAACAACAACAUGGUUGUUAGAGGUUAUCAGCACAGUUCUUACAGUCACAGCCAACAGGUCUCCAACACUGCUUACAGGGAGGAGAGGGGAGUUUACCAGCAGCAGCAGAAGCCUCAACAGCAGCUCACCAGCACCCCUAGCUGUGAACCAUCAGAAGACAGCCAAAGACAGCAUGAAUUUAACACACUAACUGCCUCAAGUGGUUACAAUGGACCAACCAACUGCGUGAACAAUAGAGCACACUUGGUCUGUCCGAUGAACACCUCACCGUACGUGGACCCCCACAAGCCAAGCCAGGAGAUCUGGGAGGAGUUCUCCAUGAGCUUCACCCCCGCCGUGCGUGAGGUGGUCGACUUCGCCAAGAGGAUCCCAGGAUUCCGCGACCUCCCGGAGCACGAUCAAGUCAGCCUGCUGAAAGCUGGAACUUUUGAGGUGCUUAUGGUCCGAUUCGCCUCUCUGUUCAACGUGGUCGAGCGGACAGUGACCUUCCUGAGCGGCAAGCGCUACAGCCUCGACACGCUACGGUCGCUGGGCGCCGGCGAGCUGCUCAACUCCAUGUGCGAAUUCAGUGAGAAGCUGGCAGCACUGCGUCUUGACCAGGAUGAGAUGAGCCUCUUCACUGCCGUGGUGCUCGUUUCAGCUGAUCGCUCAGGGAUCCAGGACCUGAACUCAGUGGAGGCCCUGCAGGACAAACUGAUCCGGGCCCUGAGAAACCUGAUAGUUCAGAACCACGGCGAGGAGUCGUCCACCACCUUCACCAAGCUGCUUCUCAAGCUUCCCGAGUUGCGUUCACUCAACAACAUGCACUCUGAGGAGCUGCUCUCCUUCAAAGUUCACCCUUGAAAGCUUCCUGAGGGGCUGCGUCUGCGCCCUCCACCUUAAUCCACACACCUCCACCUCCACCAGGACCUGCCUCUUACUGCCCCGCCGUCUCUGUACACGACCAACCCAUUUGUGUGUUUGUUUCUAGAAUGUACUGAAAGUUAUUUUUUAUUCUAUUUUUGUUAAAGUAGACCAUGUGGGGUCGGAAGAGAGAAGAAUAUGAAACUGUACUGUAUUUAUAGAAAAGGUAGCUUAACGCUUGUUGCACACAAACACACGCAAGUGCACGUGUGUCCGAGGUUCUUAGUUUUGGAGGCACUUUUCUAUUUUGAGAGAAAGAAGAUUACUUAACUGGCAUUAUUAAAUGAAAAGCAGUAGAAACCAAUUAGUUGAUCCAAAAGCCAUUUAAUUCCAAAGUGUAUUCUCUGAGUGGGUGAUUGUGAGAGUCAGUAUAUACCGUACAUACCGCAUGUUCGUUUGGUCCAAUAUUUUUGACUGAUGAGUCCGAGAAAGGCAAGCUAUCAGAAAAUGUAUUGAAGAAUGUGUGACGAUCGCUGCUAAUGCAUGGCUGUACUUAAUGCGAACAAUUAUUACUUGGAUCUUCUCCCCUUGCCUCAAGAUGCAUCAGUUCAUUGUUUCAGCAUGUAGUGUUGUAUUUUUUCUUUUUAUUUAAGUUGUUUUUCAAUGUGUUUCAAGUCCAUGUCAAGCCACGCCUGCACGCUGACCGGAGUUUUUUUGGGGAGAGUCGAUGACACAGUUUUUCAGCAACACUACAUUUGCACAUGUUCUGGUGCGGGGAAAAAAAAAAACAUGUAACAGAAGAUCCACAAGUGGUGUGAUGCCAUGUAAAGGCUACAUGCAACCGAGUCACACACACACACACACUCAAGUGUUUUUGCUGUUUUCCUACUUUCUGGUUUUUAUGACUUUUUUUUUUUUAAUCAGACUUUGUGUGCUUUCAGCAUAGCACUGAAUUGACACUUGUUUUUGUUAUCCUUUUUGUCAAAAUAUCAUUUUCUUUGACUGGCAACACAGCCAUUUGUAAAUAACUAUAUAAAUAUAUAUAUAAAUAUGAAUAUAUGAUGGACAUAGAAUAUAAAUAUGGUAUGGUAUGAAUAAAUACAAGUAAAGAAGA